This is a messenger RNA of Cephus cinctus (wheat stem sawfly), 1505 nucleotides long. RefSeq lists its product as uncharacterized. The record is from RefSeq and is a predicted model, not a curated record. The coding region runs from base 17 to 895 and encodes 292 amino acids. NCBI's taxonomy places the organism in Eukaryota, Metazoa, Arthropoda, Insecta, Hymenoptera, Cephidae. The transcript has 6 exons.
AAAUGAAUGAUCGGGCAUGAGGGACACUGCGGUGGAAUUCUUGCCUUCAGCAAGAGAGAAGGGGAAACUCCGCUCGGCACUCCAAAGUACACAGCCUCCGCGUUUGCAGUGGUGUGCUUCGUUCUUGCUUCUUUAUUUAUCUCCACGAUUCGAUUUCGAAGCUUCAUUUAAAGUCACGAGUUCAUCCUUACAUCAAGUGGAAAAAAGAGGGACGCUCGCAGGGCGAAGUAAAGACACAAGGAGCAUCAUGAAAUUCACCGUUAUCACAUUGUUGGCACUGUGCCUUAUAGCUAUUGGCAGAGCUGCAGAGGAGGAGUACGAUUAUGAAGAGGAACCAGCAGCCCCGGUUACACCUGCGCCUGCGAGACCAGUAGGAAGACUAGGUGGGCUCUUGUCUGCAAGAGGUCGAGCUCCUGUGGGAAGAAAACCAGCAGCGAAUAACCUUGUUUCUCAGCCUUCGUCCACGACACCCAAGCCGGUCGAAGAACCCAUCCAGAACGAAGAAGACAACGAAGAGGUUCUAGAGGAGAGUCAGGAACAGGAAGAAGCUCCCACCACGACAACGGAAGCCUCAAAGAAGUUGCGCAUCGGUGUCAGGCCUUUCAGAUCAAACGAGGACCUCCUGGCUGCCCUGAAGAGGAGAAGAGCUCAGGUCAGCAGUAGCCAUUCACGGGAGACUGCGGCAACGCAGGCAGCUGCCGAAGCCACGACAUCUAAACCGAAGUCAACGUCCAAUAAUCGCAUCAGGAAUGGCUCAUCCGGUGAAGCUCCUGCAAGGACGACGACUCGCGGACGAUUCGGAUCGACCCGAGGAUCGAAGCCCAUUCAAGAGGAGGUCGAAGAGACCCAACAGGAAGAGGUCCAAGUGAAGCCCAAACCCUACCGCAGAGGUUAGGCACGAUUGGCGAUUUCGGCCUGAGCGUCAAUUCUGCAUCGUUCAUAAGAAUGAUCGAAUGUCGAAGCAAUGGAUGUUCGCCGUUUCGUUCAAUUAAUGAAUUCCUUACGAAAUUUCAUAUCCCUCACGUCUUUAUAUUUUUUUUAUACAUACAAAAGUGCCCAUACCGAUCGAUAUUACUUUCUACUCUAACUACACGAUGAUAUUAUGUGUAAUGUGUUUUUGAAAGUGUAAUGUGAUAGCAGUUUCGAGCAGUCCGUUAUCAUUGAUACACGGUCGCUAUGUAAUUUUGCCAAUUCCGACUGACGUUAAAUAAAAGUGGUUAUAGUAACUCGACUUCGUAUAGGAAACAAAUGUGAAUGAUAAGAGUAUAAUGAGAAACAACAAUUCGCUGGGUUACCGUGUACGCGUACGAGAAAAAAAAAAAUAAGUGCAAUCUGUACAAAGGAACGCCUGAAAUCAUGUACAUAGGAGACUAUUGCCGUUCUCUGACUAACCUAAAAUAUUGUAUAAAUGUAAAUUAAUGAGAAUAAAGGUAAAGCACACGAAGCGAAUUCUUUCGCCGAGUGAUAGUAAUCUUUCACGUGGGCGUCCACAUAUUUACCCGAGA